Messenger RNA from Paramecium primaurelia, 1761 nucleotides. NCBI's taxonomy places the organism in Eukaryota, Ciliophora, Oligohymenophorea, Peniculida, Parameciidae. The record is from the annotation of a GenBank genome assembly.
AUGCUAAAGUAUUUAUAUUUAUUAGACAACUGCUGGCUUUACAAAAGAUAAGACUAGAAACUACAUCAAACAAAUUAAGAAACUAAAAUAGUCUAUCAAAAAGUGAUUUUGUAAUCUCAGAUGAUUGAGAAAGAAAUGAACCUAAAUUGCAAUUAGAAACACUAGUAAAGAAUAGAGAAAGUCAGUUUAGAUCCAAAGUUGAAUCAAAGUGAUAAAUUAUUAUGUUAUUAAUGUUUAUUGAACCCAAAGUUGGAUGAUAAAUAAAUAAAUUUUAAUGCUACUGUUUAAGUAAUAUAAGAUAAAUAAUAAUUUAAAAAGGAGCAAUUAGAAAAUAUAUUGAAUACUAAUUUAGGAUAAAUAGAAUAAAUUUAAAGAGAUAUUUGUAUUUUUAAAAGUAAAUUAAUUAAAUAGUGUGAUAAAAUAGUUUAGUUUACAAAUGAAUGGAUUUCAAAUAUCAAAUAAUUGGGUUAUUAAAAUGUUAAAUAUAGUAUAUUUAAUGAAAUUGAUAAUUUAAUUAGAAAUGACAAGACAAUAUUUGAAAAUCAACAAAAGUUAUUUUAAUAAAUUAAUUAACUCAAUUAAUAAUAUGUUGAUAAUGUUAUCAAUUAAAUAUAAAAUUUAGAAUUCAAAGAAUUGUUAAUUAAGAAUUUUGAGAAUUUGAAACUAAAUUUAGUUAAUAUUAAUUAAGAAUUAGAUAAAUAAAUUCUCUUACUCUAAGAAUAAAAGAAGACUGAGGAAAGUUAUUUAAUAUAAAUAGAUAAUAUUGAUAAAUAGUUAAACCUACUACCAUCUUCUGGAAUUGUUAAGUUAGUACCAAUUUAAACUUUAAACCUCUCCUAAUAAUUGCGUAGGCCAGCUACAUUUAAUAAAGAUAGAAGUCUAUUUAUAUCAUCUGAUUUUUUAAAUUAUAUUACUAUUUGGCAUUUUGAGAAUGGAAAGCAAGAUCAUUCAACAACAUUUGAGGUUGGUAAGGCUCCUAGAAGUAUUAUAUGUAGUCGACAAUUUAAUCACAUAUUUACAGGUAUGAAUGGUGGAGGGAUAUAUUUGUGGAUAUAAAUUAAUGAUAAGGAGUGGAGAAGAUCAUAAUUAUAUUAGAAACAUGAGCAUUGGAUAAAUGAUAUGAUUUUAAAUUAAGCUGAAGAUUAAUUAUUUACUGGUGGUGAAGAUCCUUAUAUAAAUGUAUGGAGUGUUGAUUAUUUAAAUAAUGAAUUGACUUUUCUUUAUAAUUUAGAUUCAAAAACUAUUACCAUUUUUUCAUUUAGUUUAAAUGAUUCAGAAAAUCUAUUAAUAUCUUGUAGUGUUUGUGAAUACAUAAUAUGGGAAAAGCAAUAAUCAAAUGAAUGGAAAUAUUUAUGUAAUUAAACGACGAAACCAUAUUUCUAAGCAAAGUUUUUGAAAAAUAAUGUUUUUUGUGUAUUGCCCAUUAAUUAACAAAUAAGUUGUCUUUUUAUUUAUGAAAUUAAAAAAGGAGUACUUAAGUAAAUUGAAACCAAAACUAUAGAAUUUAUAAAUGAUAAUGAUUGGGAGGAAAAAAUGAAUUUCCCUAUUUUAUAUAAUAAAUUGAAAAAUAUUCUUGUUGUUAGAUCAAAAAGGUUUAUUUAUUUUAUAAGAUAAUCUUAAAAUGAUUGUUUUGAAAUUGUUGAUAAAAUUAUUUGUUAAAAAGAUGUAAGUAAUGGAAUUCUAUCGGAUGAUGGAAAAUUUUUGAUUUUCUUUGAUAUGCCAACAUUGAGUCAAUUUACUUAUGAGUUAUUAUAUGAAUGA